AUGUUUAUUCAUUUUCAUGGACGUUGUUUUGUAAAUUGUCUUAUUCAACGAUCACUGUCAAUAGUUACUAGCAACUCUAUAGUACCUUCAUCAUUCAUACUCAUUUGUAUCGUAGGCAGUGAUCCAUCUAAUUAUUUACUUACACUUCGUCACACAAUGCCAGCAACAAUUGAUAUUAUUGAAAAAUCACCAUUUUUUUAUCUUGUUCGAGAUGAUGAUGUUGUAUCUGAUCAUUUUGAAGACUACAAGAAUUUUAUUUUAAUAUUUGCUUAUAGUUCAUCUGUUAAACCUAAAACACAUGUUACUGAUGUUGUAGUACUUGAUGCACUUCGUCAAAGUCGAAUACGACAUGUGAUACUUGUUAGUCAACGUGAACGAAUGCAAGUAUCAUUUACUUAUAAAAGAACUUUGUGA
This is a messenger RNA of Rotaria sordida, 414 nucleotides long. NCBI's taxonomy places the organism in Eukaryota, Metazoa, Rotifera, Eurotatoria, Philodinida, Philodinidae. The record is from the annotation of a GenBank genome assembly.